This is a messenger RNA of Ricinus communis (castor bean), 3802 nucleotides long. Its product is annotated as pentatricopeptide repeat-containing protein At1g08070, chloroplastic. Gene Ontology annotation, molecular function: protein binding; RNA binding. Gene Ontology annotation, biological process: RNA modification. Lineage: Eukaryota; Viridiplantae; Streptophyta; Magnoliopsida; Malpighiales; Euphorbiaceae. The transcript has 3 exons. The coding region runs from base 142 to 1758 and encodes 538 amino acids. The record is from RefSeq and is a predicted model, not a curated record.
GAGAAGAUCAUCUCACUCUUGUACUCAUGUAAGACCCUUAAUCACCUUCACCAAAUCCAAUCCCAUAUUAUCAACCACGGCCUUCAGUUUAAUGACUAUAUCACUCCAAAGAUUAUCACCUCAUUUGCUCUCUUUAAGAGAAUGCGACAUGCCCAUAAACUGUUCGACCAAAUUCCUGAACCAAAUGUCUCUAAUUGGAAUGCAAUGCUUAAAGGCUAUUCCCUAAACGAUUCUCAUAGGGAAGUUAUUGUCUUGUUUAGGAAAAUGAUAAGCAUGGAUAUUCUGCCUAAUUGCUUUAGUUUUCCAAUUGUUAUUAAAUCCUCUGUAAAGAUUAAUGCCUUUAAAGAAGGCGAAGAGUUGCAUUGUUUUGUGAUCAAGAGUGGAUGCAGAGCUAACCCUUUUGUGGGUACUAUGUUAAUUGAUUUGUAUUCUAGCGGAAGAAUGAUAGUAUCGGCUUAUAGAGUGUUCGGUGAGAUGAUAGAGAGAAAUGUGGUCGCUUGGACAUCAAUGAUUAAAGGUUUUAUUCUUUGUAAUGAUAUUGAAACGGCACGUCGACUUUUUGAGUUAGCUCCUCAACGUGAUGUUGUUUUAUGGAAUAUAAUGAUUUCAGGUUAUAUUGAUAUUGGGGAUCUGGUAAGAGCACAGGAGCUUUUCCAUAAGAUGCCAAACAAGGAUGUUAUGUCUUGGAAUACUCUUUUGAAUGGUUAUGCUAAUGGUGGUGAUAUUGAGGCUUGUGAAAGACUGUUUGAAGAGAUGCCUGAAAGGAAUGUCUUUUCGUGGAAUGGACUGAUAGGAGGUUAUGCUCAUCAUGGCUGUUUUUUAGAAGUUCUCAGUUCUUUUAAGAGGAUGUUAGUUGAUGGUAUUGUGGUUCCUAAUGAUGCCACACUUGUGACCGUGUUGUCUGCAUGUGCAAGAUUGGGUGCUCUUGAUUUGGGCAAGUGGGUGCAUAUGUAUGCUCAGAGUAAUGGAUAUAAAGGAAAUGUAUAUAUUGGGAAUGCUUUGAUUGACAUGUAUGCAAAAUGUGGAAACGUAGAGAAUGCAAUUGUUGUGUUCAAAAGUCUGGACAAGAAAGACUUGAUUAGCUGGAAUACCUUGAUUGGUGGCUUAGCAGUACAUGGGCGAGCAGCUGAUGCUCUAUAUUUGUUUUCGCGAAUGAAAGAUGCUGGAGAGAAGCCAGAUGGAAUCACCUUCUUAGGCGUUUUGUGUGCUUGCACACACAUGGGUUUAGUUGAUGAUGGCUUUUCAUAUUUCCAAUCAAUGGUUGAUGAUUAUUCAAUUGUGCCCCAAAUAGAGCAUUAUGGUUGCAUGGUUGAUCUGCUUGCACGAGCUGGCCUUUUAGAUCAGGCUGUGGAUUUUGUGGCAAAGAUGCCCAUGGAAGCAGAUGCUGUUAUUUGGGCUGCCUUGCUUGGGGCUUGUAGGGUUUACAAAAAUGUGGAAUUGGCUGAAUUAGCGCUUAAAAAGCUAAUUGAAUUUGAGCCAAAGAACCCUGCAAAUUAUGUCAUGCUUUCAAACAUAUAUGGGGAUCUUGGAAGAUGGAAAGAUGUUGCGCGAUUCAAAGUUGCAAUGAGGGACACUGGAUUAAAAAAAUUACCAGGAUGUAGCUUGAUUGAGGUCAAUGAUGGUGUCUAUGAGUUUUAUUCUCUAGAUGAGAGGCUGCCUGAGAGUAAGUUGAUUUAUGGAACUUUGGCGGGUUUGACAAAAUUGUUGAGAUCAUCUGGGUACGUUCCAAAUUUUAUAGAGCUUGGGCAAAGAAGCUAAAGAUAGAGAGUACAUUGUGAAGGAUGGUAAUACAUGAUGAAGUUCUCCAUUAAACACAUACUCAUCAAACUUGAAUGCAAGUUUGUUUUUUCUCCUUCAUAUUGCAGAAGACCACAGUAUCUUCCUUGUUUACGCACAACAUCGAUCAAUCUGGCACCUUCAGCUGGUGCUUCAUCAGCAUCUUCUGCAAUUCUCAGGUACAUGGUGUAUUCGCAUCAUAUCAUGGGAAAGCCUGAGUGUUCCUGAAUUGAUUGUUUAGAGUGCAUGCUUUUGAAUUUUGGUUACUAGAUGUUUCCCAAAAGAACGUUUGUGCUUCUUGAUGUGAACUGAUGCUCUCUAUUGCUUUCUUCUUUUCUUUUCUUUCUUUUCUUUUUCUUCUUUUGUGUGUGUGUGUGUGUGUAUCUGCCUGUCUAUUUUUGCAUGUGUAUGAGUGAGUGAAUAAUCAACACCCUGUAUAGUCAGAUAAUAUGUUUGUAGUCACUGGUAAUUAUGGUUACAUAUUGUUACUUUCUGUUUGGUUGAGUUGGGGCUUGGAGAUUGUUGAUUCAGAUUUUUUAAUCAAUUUCAUGUAUUGAAACUAAACUCAUUUCAACCAUUGACCUUGUGCUCGUUGUUCUCUUCUCAUAUCAACCAAAUGAUCUAUAUUGGGUUCUCAUAAGUAAUCACAAUGCUGCUUAAUCUUGAAUAAAGCAUACCUCAGCAUUAUCACACUGUCUCCAAGGUAUGUCUACUAACUUAGAUUCCUAAAUUUUUUCAGUUACUCGACCGUUCUCAUUAAUUUCUUGUUGAGGAACAGUGCAGUUAAUAGUGCGUAAGUAUGAAAGAAUUCAUUACAAAUGUCAGAGUUCCCUCCCAUUCUGGGAAGCUUGCAAGUUGUAACUUGCAUUACAGUUAUGCCUGUGUGAUACAUGUCUGUGCUUGAAUUUAUGUGAUCUGACAUAGACGCAGUUGGUUCACUAUUAGCUCUCUAAUGAUGGUUUGCUGUUUCAAUUGAUUCUUAGUUCUUUUAUGAAGUUUUUAUGAAAUAGUUUUAACGGGUUGGGGUUUGUAUUUCCACUGCUUGUAAUUGAUUCUGUUAUUAAGUAAAAUUAAUAGUAGAAGCUUUAUCAAAUUUGCAGGUUAGUUAGAACUUAGAAUAUCUAGUUUUCUGGGUUUAGAGCCUCAGACUAUCUGAAUGCAGUAUCUGAUUCCUUAGAAUACUAAUUAUAUCUACAGCUAUUAUCUUCAGCCUAGUAAUUAAUCCAUUUUCUUGUCCAAGUUUAUCUUCCAUGUUUACACUUAUUUUACUGUUUCUAGGUAGAUGCUUGCUUCUCAGAAGUCAAUUGAAUGUUAUCAUGUUUUAAGUCCUAUCUUCUAGGGAACUGACUAGUGAAUAAACCUUACAUGUAAGAAUAAGAUAACCCCCUAAUUUUGGAUGCUAAAUUGCUAUGAUCUUUUGGUCUGUUAAAGACUGAUAUUAGUUGCACAGGCAGGUUCUGUGGCCUGAAAAUGCUGGAAGCCUGUGCCUCGUAUUGAUAUGAUUAAGAGAAAUGCAGUGAAAACAACAAAUCAGAAAGCCUUGGUCCGAACCCAGAAUACUGCAACCGAAAGGUGAUGCAUCAGCUAAGAUUGCAAGUUAAUUAGCAGCUUAUUAGAUUCAUUCAUUUCCAGGUCAACUAUAAAAGCACAGCCAUGAUGUAGGAAAGAUAUGAAGAAAUGUGGGAAUUCAGCUAAAGCAUCCUACAAAUCCAUGUAUAGUUUAGCCUUGCAACAGAAUACAGGUGCAGUGCUGACAAAAUUGAUGUUGAUUGUUAGUCAUGUUACUUUCAACUGUUGGUUGUGAGAUUAUGCACAGGAAAGUUAUUUGAUGAUUGCUAGGAUGUUGUUUUAUAAUUUAUUCAUGAUUUUUUUCUUUUUGAAUAGUAUUCUUUUUGCCUGUGAUGUAGAAGAGCGGGAAUAUGCAAGUCCUGACUGUUGUAUGAAUCAAUCUCGACCCAAGUUUGCUGGUCUAAAGUUAUAGAUUUUUCGUGCAGAACUGAUAAAUUUUAGAUCAGAGAUUUCAUCA